Molecule: messenger RNA, 2665 nt
Organism: Tarenaya hassleriana
Lineage: Eukaryota; Viridiplantae; Streptophyta; Magnoliopsida; Brassicales; Cleomaceae
Product: putative cysteine-rich receptor-like protein kinase 35
Exons: 9
Coding region: 494-2578 (694 amino acids)
Biological process (GO): protein phosphorylation
Molecular function (GO): protein kinase activity; ATP binding
Source: RefSeq, a predicted model, not a curated record
UACCCCUUUGGAGCAGUUUCGUUUCAGCUGCGUUUCCAAAGAUCGAAAGAGUUUCUCUUUUCUUGUAAUAAUUUACACAGAAUGUUAGGGUUUCGUUCUCGGAGGUCAGAUCGUUUGAUGGGAUCGAAGGAACUCCGUUUUGCGUUUGGCGGGUUGAAAUGGGUUUCUGAAAACUGGGAUUUAUCGAUUGGGUAUUUGUUUGAUUGCUGAGAAAAUCGAGGAAAAUUUGAAACUUUGAGGGAAGAAACCCAAUUUUGCUCAUUUGCACGUUUCGUGAAGAGAGUUUUCCCGGAAUCGUUCCCUUUGAGGGAAGGAAAAUCUCGCCUUGAGAGAAGAAGAUGCUUGUCUGAGCUAAAUUAUGUUUGAAUCGGUCAUCGCAUCGGCAAAAUCUCAUCCCGGUGUUUCUGGGGAAAAAAACCCUACAGAAAAGUUGCAGAGGAAUUUCAAUUCUCAUUAAACCCACAAGAUACGUAACAGAUACGCAUAGAGACAUAUGUUCAUAUCCCUACUCGCUUGUGAUUCUAACUCAAGCAUUGGUCUGAUGUCCAAAAUGACACAGAAGGGUUCAUGGUUGUCAAUCUUCUGGUUUGCCCUCUUGAGCUUUUUGGUGUUGUUUCUGCACAGCUAUCGUGCCCGAACGAUGCGGGGUCUUUCAGACCAAAACGGUACUUACGACGUAAACCGUGGCCUUGUUCUGUCGUAUCUUCCCUCUAAUGUCACAGCUCAAGGAGGAUUCAACAAUGCUUCGGUUGGGCAAGAACCCGAUAGAGUUCAUGCCUUGGGGAUGUGCAUCUCAGGCUCUAAGGCGGAGGAUUGUUCCAAAUGCAUCCAGACAGAAAUCAAUCGAAUAAUAAGCAGCUGUCCUAACCAGACAGAAGCCUAUUCAUGGUCUGGUCAACCGACGCUUUGCCUCUUACGCUACUCCAACCAUUCAUUUCUUGGAUCCCUCGAUUUGGAGCCGAGUACCAGGCUGUUCAAUACUGGAGAUCUCAGAUUAAACGGAGAAAUGAACACGAAUCUAACCGAGUUUUACAGAAUUUGGAAGGGACUAGUGGCUCGUGUGGUGGAGGCAGCUUCCUCGACCAACGAUAACUCGUCAUCGUCUAAUCGUAAGUACUAUGCCGUCGAUAUAGCCGCCACCACAGCGUUCGCGAAAGUAUAUACGUUGAUGCAGUGCACACCGGAUAUAUCUUCAGCGGAUUGCAAGGAAUGCCUGCAGAAUUGUGUCAGUGACUAUGAAUUGUGUUGCCGUCAGAACCAAGGCGGCGCCAUAGUAAGGCCGAGCUGCUUGUUCCGGUGGGAUCUGUUUCCUUUCGCCGGAGCUUUUGAGAAUAUCAUGGUUGCCCCACCGCCUUCUCGUGCCCUUUCACUGACAGAUCAAGCCAACACUACCAAGAAAGAAAGCAGUGAAAUCUCAAAGGGAACCAUUGCGGGAAUCGCUGUUCCAGCUUUAAUUGUCGCCGUGGCGUUGCUUGGUCUUGCAUAUGUUGUCUGCUGCAGGGAAAAAUCUCACAUAGAAGCUGAUAUUCAAAGUGGUGAUGAUAUCGCAUCUAGACACUCGCUGCAAUUUGAUUUCAAGACAAUUGAAGCUGCAACAAAUAGAUUUUCGGACAGCAACAAGAUCGGUCAAGGUGGAUUUGGUAAAGUUUACAAGGGUAUGCUUCCAGACGGGACAGAAGUUGCGGUGAAGAGGCUGGCCAAGAACUCAAGACAAGGUUCACGUGAGUUCAAGAACGAGGUUGUUUUUGUAGCAAAGCUUCAACAUAGAAAUCUUGUUAGACUUCUCGGGUUUUGCUUGGAAAAAGAAGAAAGGAUACUUGUCUACGAGUUUGUACCCAACAAAAGCCUCGAUUCUUUUCUGUUCGACCCUUCGAGACGAGAUCAUUUGGAUUGGGCAAAACGGUACAAGAUCAUCAGAGAGAUUGCUAAAGGAAUUCUAUAUCUUCAUCAAGAUUCAAGACUCACAGUCAUACAUCGUGAUCUCAAAGCAAGCAACAUUCUCCUGGACGCGGAUCUAAGCCCCAAAAUCGCAGAUUUUGGCAUGGCGAGGAUCUUGGGAGUGGACCAAAGCCGAGCUGAAACAAGUCGAAUAGUUGGAACCUACGGUUAUAUGUCUCCAGAGUACGCAAUGCACGGUCAUUUCUCCCAAAAAUCUGAUGUCUAUAGCUUCGGAGUUUUGGCUCUGGAGAUUAUUAAUGGCAAAGUGAAUAGCAGCUUCUAUGGAACGGAAGAUACUCCGGGCAAUUUGGUCACACAUGUUUGGAGACUUUGGAGAGAUGGGUCACUCUUAGAACUCGUGGAUCCUGCAUUUGGAGAGAUUUAUCAUACUGACGAAGUUACCAGAUGCAUCCAUAUCGCGUUACUUUGCGUUCAGAAUGAUCCUACGCAUCGUCCAACUAUGUCGGCAAUCAUAAUGAUGCUCACUUGUAACACAAUCGGUUUACCCGUUCCACAUCGACCGGGAUUUUUCUUGCAAAGUAGACGCGAUCGAGAGGCAGAAGCCGAGGGCUUGGUGUCUGGUCUAUCUAUUCCUGGUUCCAUUGAUGAUGGAUCCAUCACUUUUUUAGAUCCUCGUUGAACAUUACAUUCUCCUUGUGUUUUUGAUGAAUUAAACUAUUUUUUCUUCGGGAGACCGUUGACCGUUAAACUUCUGUUAUUUUACCGU